This is a messenger RNA of Dentiscutata heterogama, 4277 nucleotides long. NCBI's taxonomy places the organism in Eukaryota, Fungi, Glomeromycota, Glomeromycetes, Diversisporales, Gigasporaceae. The record is from the annotation of a GenBank genome assembly.
AUGAGUAUAAAUACAGAUCUCGCGACAGAGUUUAAAACAUCACUCCUAAACGCUUUACAAUCUCGUGAAAAUUCUGAGCAGCGAUCUAAAAAUGAUAAAAUUAGUGAAAAAAAGGAUGAUUUUGAGUUAGUAUUAGAUACUUCAGAUGAUAUAACUAAACUAGUUCAAGAGUUUUUCAAAGCUUCGCUGGCAGUUGGGAACACGGGGGAGCUUGUAAAUUAUAUUAUAUCGUUGCUCACCAUAGAUCCUCCGACUUGGGAGCGUAUAACUCUUAUUUUAUCGAUAUUUAAUGGUCUAAUCACUGACACGCCAACAACAUUUGGGCUGUUAUUGGCUCUUGGUGGUGAUAUUUCACAACAAUCUUCUACCCUCCAACCUGUUAUGCAUAUCACAAUUCCACAGAUUUUCAAAGACAUUGCAAGACUUCUUGAUAUUUCAUGUACUGAAUUGUGGAUGGGCGUGCUUUCAUUUAUGCGUACUAUUCUACAACAAAAUCCUAGAGCAAUGAUGGACAUUCCCCCAGAUCUAGCUACUGACAUUAUUAAAAAUAUUUUGCAACAAAUUGAUUUACUUCCAUCAUUUCUCGAUAAACAAAAGUAUAAAUGCGUUGAAAAAGGGCGCCAGAUGAUUGAAACCUUAUUAAUUGGUAAAGAUUGUGGAGGUACCGGUUGUGUCUCACACUAUCAGGUCAUUGAACAGCUGCAAAUAAUAUACGGAAUACCUGUUCUUGGACGUUUUAUCCAUGUUCAUUGGUCCAUGGAGCAAUUUGUGAAUGAGUUAUGUCAACGUCGCAAACGUCUCGCAUUUUUGAUGAUGCCACCCGACGCAUCGUGGCCAUUAAUUUCCCAAUACAGUCGACCUCAUGAAUACAUUGAUAUAACCCAUCUGCCUAUUUAUCAACCAUUUUCUUGUGAUUACGAACAAUUUAUAGAUGAAGGGCAUGCUACAAAAUUUUCUUCGCGAUUUCGUGACUUGUUAUUUCAACGCGCGUCUAUUGAAGAGUUCAAAGCUAUGGUAAAAUCUAUAAAACCAAGUACUCAAGGAAUAGAGCACAUGCGUACUGCUUUUUUUGAUAAAGUGUACAACGUUAUUAAGUUGAUUCAAUCUCAAUCAAACUUUGAAGAGCCCAGAAUAGAUCAACAUUCAAAUGAAGAUAUGCUUAGCCCUGAAAAUCUUGGAUUUUGGCAGCUUAUCAUUGAACUAGGUGAUCAAUUAUUUAGUUUGGUCGCAACAGAUUAUUUAAAAUAUGAGGAUGUUCUCUCAAAAUUUUACUACAUGGUUCAUCCUAAACAUGGUGAACACCAUAAAGCAGUUCCAAAAGAUAAUACUUUGAUCUGGCUACUGAUUCAACUUUUUUAUUUGGAUAAAGUUGGAGCUGCGAUUUCUGAAGACUUGAAGUCUGACGAAAGGCUGUUUAAAAUGCUUAUACAGUUAUACAAUGAGCAACAGAUUAGAUCCAGAGAUUCAUUUUUCUUACGAGACCUAGCUUUGCAAUGCGCGGAAUUUGAAAAAUAUAAAGCAAAUGUGAUGAAGCAUGACAUAUUUAGAAAUUUAACCAUCCAGGAAAUGAUAAAAAUUUCUAUUGCCAGUCAAAUAAGCAAAAAUGUUGUAGCAGAUACUAUAUAUAACUGUUUAGUUCCUGGUAGACUUGAAUCAGGAAAGCUUGGAUUUCCAGAUGCAAAAUUUCUAAAGGGUGGCAUUAUUGAAUAUAAAUUACUAGAUUUAAUUAAUGUCACUAACAAACAUAGACUUAUAGAGCUUAUAUAUAAGAUGAGCCUUGAUGGAGAUAAUGCCCCCAAAUAUCCCAUAGAUGUAACUGAACACAAAAUUACAUGUGUUUCGCCUUAUGUUUUAGAUGUACUCUAUAAAACAGUUUAUAGUGCACCUUGGUCAUUAGAAACAUUAGUUAAGGAGAUUCUUGAUAAGUUGAAACGUUUUGAUAAGGUUACUAAAACAUAUGCUGAGGGAGGAGCUCCGUUGUCUGAAACUGCUUUACGGUGGAAAGCAUCAAUUCUGCAGAUCCUUUGUCAUCGAUUUCAUAGAUUUUUGAAACAUUCUGCAAAGGCUCCUGAUUUAUUACACUAUAUAAAGUAUUCUGUUUCUUCUUUAGAACAUAGACAAACAUACCGUGAUGCAGAAUUGUUUGCUUUGCAUAUCAUGAUGAUGCAAACCGACGUCAAGUUUAUUAAAUCUUUGUCUGAUUCAAACCGAGAAAAGCAAAUCUGGUUUCCAGAAUCUGAACUACUGGCAAGAUAUAUGAUAUAUACCAUGGCACGUCUGAUAAAGCUAAGAGGUGUUGGUGACGUCCCGGAUAUGAUUAAUUUCAUUCUAGAAAUUUAUCCACAUCCGAUUCAGUGGUCAGACACAACAUUAAGCUUUUUCCCAGAACCGUUGAGAACGCAACUUGCAGCUCAACAAAUGGCAAUGGGAAUGACUGUUUCUUCUGUCUCUUUUACGGAUAAAGAUAUGAAUACCGCUUUGCAGGUUGGAAACCUUUUCAAACUGUUUAUGGAUCAGGCUCUUAAUUCGGAGGACGAGGCGACUCUUCAAGAACAUUACUCUAAACUUGAAAAUCAACCAAUAUUCUUAUGCUCUCUUUGGAAAAUUGGCUGUGCUCUGAGAAAAGUUUUACUACAAUUUCCUCCUUCCAGAAUGGCAACUUAUACCAUGACACUAAUUGACUUUAUCAUUGAAAUGAUAGAACGUGAUCCUAGCGGCAAUGGAUCACCAGUGGAAGUGUGCUACAAAAUGCUUGAUGAAUUGAUAUGGAAGUAUCAAAUUCUUGCUUUUGAACAUGUUCUUUUCGCGCUUGUCAAAGGGCAUAGUGAGGUUAAUACAACAGCAAUUGGAAUCCUAGAUUAUUUAUUGUUUAAAUCUGAAGAGUUUUCAGGAAGGGUUGAAUAUUUUAUAUUCUUGAAAUUUUCUCAUCGAUAUUGGACUGAGGAUGAUCAUCAUGAUAAAUUAACCAAAUAUCUUGAAAAAUAUCCUGAAUAUUUUCAAUAUGAGGCAUUUGCAAUGGAUGGUUAUGAAACUGUGAAUAAACCUUUGGAGCCACCAUUGGUAACAAAUAUGCCGAUUUAUUAUACAACAGCUAUUCGAAGAUCAUUACCAAUACUCGACAUAGUAAUUGGCAGAUUGAUUGAAUUCGGACAGCAAGAAAUGCUUGCUAAGCUGCUUGAUAAAUAUAGGCAACUUUAUAGAUAUCAUCAGACACCUCUUGCUUUCGUUAGGGAUCUUUUGCAUUAUUAUUAUUCUGCUCCAGCAUUGAGGGACCAAUCUAUUUCAACGAGAUUAAUCAAAUUACUUGUCUCACCUAUCAUUUAUUCAAAAACAGACUUCGAUGAAUACGACAUUGACUCUCAGUUAUUACAAUAUGGAUCCGGAAAUGACGGAUUUUUAGAAGAGCUUUUUGACGUUACCUACUUUGAAAAAAUUUUCCGAAAAUUAGCCGAUUUGAUGUCUCCAGAUACAUGUGCCCUCAAAACCGAUGACAAACUUCCAGAACGUCACUUUCGGGAGAUUCCAAAUCCUGUAGUACAGGCACUCCAUAUAGCUUGUAUAGAAGUGCUUGCAACGCCAAUACCGCCUGAUCAAAUUGUGAAAGACUCGUUGGAUAUUAUAACUUCUAUGAAUGGACGUAAGAAUAUGUCUGUCCAACCUAUGGUCAUGCAUGCUAUGGGCUUGUUGUACUCUUUCUUGCCUACUGAAGAUUUCGUAUAUCAGAUAUUUGAUAAGGUGGUGUUAAUUAUCACCACAGAUCCUCAUCUGAAAGAAUUCUCACAACCUUUUAAUUUGAUUCAACGCGAGCAAUCUCAACCAUCAUUAUCAUAUUUAGACCAUGCAUCAUACCAAUCAGAUCCAUUACAACCAUGGCCAUUUCUUCCUUCAACACGGGCUUUUUCGGCAAUGUUUCCCUAUAUUUUCAAUGAAUAUGCGUCUAAUCUUCAUAACUUUGGCACAACCGUUGCAAACAGUCUUCUCACAUUUAUACAUAGCUUAUUGCAUUACUCUAAUAUUGAUGAUAUACAAAUACUUCUUCACAGACUUUUAACUGUUGGUGAUAUUAAUACAGAUGUGCAAAUACUAUAUUUGUGUGCUUUAGUUGGGCCUGUGAUACAUAGAUUGUUGGAAAAUCGCAUAUUGGUUUUAACGAGCGUAAUUGAAUAUUCAUUUUAUAUAUUGCACAUCAUUCAAGUAUUGAAUAAUGUGACCUUAAAUAUGGAGUUAGUGAAUUGCGGAGACACAACACUUGCCUUAGAACAAAUUUAUGAUUUCUU